CCCACUUAUCACAAGGUAAAAGACAUUGGAAACAGGUGAGCUGGAGCAGAACGGAUCUCUACGAGGUCAGUGAAGAUGUUCCAGAUGAAGAUGCUGGAAUGGGCCAUAGUGCUACUGGGCCUACAGUCUGCAUAUGCAGGAUAUAAGAAAGAUGUUGGGGACACAAGCUCAAAAGAAUCAAGCUCAAAAGAAUCAAGCUCAGAAGAAGAUUUUUUGCCAACAACGGUCUUCCCCACUCUGCCAAAUCUGGUGACAAUAUCAGAACCUAAUCCGGAUCAUCAAACCACUCUCUGUAGCACAUGGGGAAAUUUUCACUUCAGGACCUUUGAUGGUCAUUUCUUUCAAAUGGCUGACACAUGUAACCACAUUCUGGCUGUGAUGUGUGACACACAUGUCUCAGAUUUUAACAUCCAAAUGCAAAGAAUGAUUGUGAAUGGCUCGGUUACUUUCACCUCAGUCAAAUUAGAGCUGGAGGGGACGUCCAUCAAAUUUAGUCAAGGCAACAUCUACAUGGACGACAAAGUGGUAUCUAUUCCCAUGAGUCAGAAUGGAAUUAAAAUCGAGGGAAGCCCUGCGAGUGUUAAGGUCUCCAAAUAUGGAGUGACUGUUAUUUGGGAGGAAGAAGAUCACUCUAUGGUGAUUGAACUUGCUGAGAAGUACAGAGGUCGGACGUGUGGACUCUGUGGAAACUUCAAUGGCGACAAUUCUGAUGACGUGAUUUUAAAAGAUCCAGAGACAUGGAAGGUCUCCAUACCAGCUGAACCCUGUGAAGAAAUUCCACUUCCCCCCAGCGAUCAGUGUGAAAACCAGGUUGGCAUUUGUAAGCAGUAUCUGAAGAGUUCAGGGUUUGAUGGCUGUCGCCAUCUGAUGGACCUGAGUUCAUUUGAGAAAGUUUGCACAGAUGACCUGUGUCAAUGUCCUGGAAACCAGGACUGUGUCUGCAACACGCUUACAGAAAUAUCACGACAGUGCACGCAUGCUGGUGGCAAGCCGGGAAAGUGGAGAACAGAUCAACACUGUCCAAAGACAUGUCCACUAAACAUGGUAUACAUGGAGUGUGGUGGCCCAUGCAAAAACACCUGCUCGGCCCCAAAUGGAACCCUGCUGUGUACAGAUCACUGUGUAGAUGGCUGUUUCUGCCCUGAGGGCACUGUGGAAGACAACAUUGGUAACAGUGGUUGCGUUCCUUUAAACAAAUGCCCAUGUAUGCACGACGGCAAAAUAUACCAGACUGGAGAGUCAUACGAGCAAGCGUGUAAAAAAUGCGAGUGUGCUGCUGGAUACUGGAGUUGCACGGAUCUGGAAUGUCCUGGAAUCUGUUCUGUUAUGGGAGGCUCUCACAUCACCACCUAUGAUAGAAAAACCUUCAGCUUUAAUGGCAACUGUGACUACAUCCUCACUAAGCACUCUAAUGACAGCAGUUUCGCUGUUGUUGGAAAUCUGGACAAGUGUGAUCCGAGCCGAACUGACAUGUGUUUGAAUUCUGUUACUCUGAUCAUGUCAAAGACCAUAGUGACCACUGUAAUUUUUUCAUCCAGUGGGACUGUCACGCUAAAUGGAAUCAGUCCAGAUAUGUUUCCAAUAAUCACAGAGGAAGUGGUCAUCAUCCAGCCCUCAUCAUCCUUCAUUAUCGCUGAAAUAAAGAAUUUUCGUCUAGAAAUCCAACUGUCUCCAAUCAUGCAGUUGUAUAUUAAAGCCAGCAACUCAGAGAAAGGCAAAAUGAGUGGUCUGUGUGGGAACUAUAACGGUGUCCAGAAAGAUGACUUCAAAACAGAUUCAGGCAUUAUAGAGGGAACACCAACAUCCUUUGUCAACUUUUGGAAAAAGAACCCAUACAGUUGUCCAGAUGUUGAAAACACAUUUGACAACCCCUGCAGUCUAAGAGUGGAAACAGAAAAACUUGCAAAAGACUGGUGUUCCCGUCUGACGGAUCCAAAUGGAACCUUCUCCUCAUGUCAUUCAGAAAUAUUUCCUGACAUUUACUAUCAAAACUGCGUUUAUGACACCUGUAAGUGUGCUGAUAUUGAGAAGUGUAUGUGUGCUUCCCUCUCCGCCUAUGCCCAUGCAUGUGCCGAAAGAGGGAUCAUUCUCCACGGAUGGCUGGAUUCAUACCCCUGUGACAAAGUGUCCGAGUGUUCAGAAAAUAUGGAGUACUCCUACAAUGUGACCAGUUGUAGAAAAACCUGUCGUUCUAACUCUAAGACCGACUACAUCUGCAAAGUGUCUACACCUGUGGAUGGCUGUGUUUGUUCAAAAGGGGCUUACCUAAACGAUGCAGGCCAGUGUGUGAAUGCUGACCAGUGUCCUUGUUACUAUAACAACCUGGUCAUAGAGCCAUCAGGAUCAGUAAACGUAGAUGGAGCCAACUGCACCUGCACUCACGGCAAAAUACACUGCAACAGUCCGGAAGACUGUGUGGCUCCAAUGGUCUACGUCAAAUGUUCGAUGAGUGAACAUGGAAAAACAGGAGCAGAGUGUCAAAGGACAUGCCAGAACCAAGACCCACAUAACUGCGUCAGCACAGGAUGUGUAUCAGGAUGUAUGUGCCCAGAUCAUCUGCUAGCUGAUGGUCAAGGUGGCUGUGUGGAGAAGGAAAACUGUCCUUGUUUUCACAAUGGAUUAACUUAUUCACCUGGGGAUGAGAUUCAAGACGAUUGCAACACCUGCAAAUGCAAAAAAGGGAUGUGGAGUUGUACUGGUAAAGAUUGUUACGGCACCUGUACCAUCUAUGGUGAAGGACAUUAUAAGACUUUUGAUGGAAGAAAAUAUUUUUACCACGGAGGCUGUGAAUACAUCUUAGCACAAGAUUACUGCAACAUGGGAGAGAGUCAAUACUCAUUACGCAUUGUUACAGAGAACAUUCCCUGUGGCUCCACCGACUCUAUUUGCUCCAAAUCUGUAAAUCUUUUCUUUGGGAAAUACAAGGUGGUUUUAUCUGAAGUGGAUGGAGUAAAAGUUAUUGAAACCAAUGGAACCGACUACCAAUAUCAAAUCAAUUCUGUGGGGAUUUACACUGUAAUUGAGAUCAAAAAGCUUUUAAACGUAAUUUGGGAUGGCAAAACAACCCUGAUGCUCCAACUCCAUCCCAGCUUAAAGGGCAAAGUGUGUGGACUGUGUGGAAACUUUGACGGUAAUGCAAAUAACGACUUUGUAAAGCAUGAUGGAGAAGAGGUCACUGAUGCGGUGGUGUUUGGAAGUAGCUGGAAAGUGAAACCAAGCUGCCCAGAAGUGGACAGUUUGAUAGACCCUUGUGAGAAAAACCCUCACCGGAGUGUCUGGGCUAUCAAACAAUGCAGCAUCAUUACAAGCAAUGUCUUUAAAGACUGCCAUGCACAUGUGGACUCUGCCCCAUACUAUGAUGCCUGUGUGAGGGACACCUGUGCAUGUGAUUCUGGGGGAGACUGUGAUUGUUUCUGUACAGCAGUGGCUGCGUAUGCGGCUGAAUGUAGAAAGAAAGAGGCUUGCAUUGCAUGGCGUACUCCACAUAUUUGUCCUUUAUUCUGUGACUACUACAAUGACCCAGUGGGAGACUGUGAGUGGCACUACAGAACCUGUGGUUCGGCCUGCAUGAAAACAUGCAAAAACCCAGAAGGGACCUGUUCCAAUCAAAUUCCUCUCCUAGAAGGGUGUUUUCCUCAGUGCCCUUCUGACAGGCCAUUUUUAAAGGAAGAAACCCAAAAAUGCGUCACAGAGAUAGAGUGUCAUACGUGUGUAUAUGAUGGGAAGGAGUUUACGAUUGGAGAAGAAGUGUACCACACCACAGAUGGACACGGCAUGUGUUUCAAAGCUGUGUGUGGAUCAAAUGCAACAAUAAUUAGAUAUAUGGAAACUUGCACCACAACAGCUAAACCAUUUACUUUCCAAAGUCAAAAAACAACAACACAACCAACAACAGCUACACAAACCACGGGUGUGUCCACAACUGCAGGACCAUCAACAACACAACCAACAACAGCUACACAAACCACGGGUGUGUCCACAACUGCAGGACCAUCAACAGGAACAGCACAAUCAACAACACCAUCAACAGGAACAGCACAAUCAACAACACAACCAAUAAAAGAGGAAACAACACAAAUAUCAACAGCUACUCAUGCCACUGGUGUGUCCACAACUGCAGGACCAUCAACAACACAACCAACAACAGCUACACAAACCACUGGUGUGUCCACCACUGCAGGACCAUCAACAGGAACAGCACAAACAACAACACCAUCAACAGGAACAGCACAAUCAACAACACAACCAAUUAAAGAGGAAACAACACAAGUAUCAACAGCUACUCAUGCCACUGGUGUGUCCACAACUGCAGGACCAUCAACAACACAACCUACAACAGCUACACAUACCACGGGUGUGUCCACAACUGCAGGACCAUCAACAGGAACAGCACAAUCAACAACACCAUCAACAGGAACAGCACAAUCAACAACACAACCAAUAAAAGAGGAAACAACACAAGUAUCAACAGCUACUCAUGCCACUGGUGUGUCCACAACUAUAGGAGCAUCAACAACACAACCAACAACAGCUACACAUACCACGGGUGUGUCCACAACUGCAGGACCAUCAACAGGAACAGCACAAUCAACAACACCAUCAACAGGAACAGCACAAUCAACAACACAACCAAUAAAAGAGGAAACAACACAAAUAUCAACAGCUACUCAUGCCACUGGUGUGUCCACAACUGCAGGACCAUCAACAACAAAACCAACAACAGCUACACAAACCACUGGUGUGUCCACAACUGCAGGACCAUCAACAGGAACGGCACAAUCAACAACACAACCAAUAAAAGAGGAAACAACACAAGUAUCAACAGCUACUCAUGCCACUGGUGUGUCCACAACUGCAGGACCAUCAACAACAAAACCAACAACAGCUACACAAACCACUGGUGUGUCCACAACUGCAGGACCAUCAACAGGAACAGCACAAUCAACAACACAACCAAUAAAAGAGGAAACAACACAAGUAUCAACAGCUACUCAUGCCACUGGUGUGUCCACAACUGCAGGACCAUCAACAAAACAACCUACAACAGCUACACAAACAACUGGUGUGUCCACAACUGCAGGACCAUCAACAGGAACAGCACAUUCAACAACACAACCAAUAAAAGAGGAAACAACACAAGUAUCAACAGCUACUCAUGCCACUGGUGUGUCCACAACUGCAGGACCAUCAACAACACAACCUACAACAGCUACACAAACCACUGGUGUGUCCACAACUGCAGGACCAUCAACAGGAACGGCACAAUCAACAACACAACCAAUAAAAGAGGAAACAACACAAGUAUCAACAGCUACUCAUGCCACUGGUGUGUCCACAACUGCAGGACCAUCAACAACAAAACCAACAACAGCUACACAAACCACUGGUGUGUCCACAACUGCAGGACCAUCAACAACACAACCUACAACAGCUACACAAACAACUGGUGUGUCCACAACUGCAGGACCAUCAACAGGAACAGCACAAUCAACAACACCAUCAACAGGAACAGCACAAUCAACAACACAACCAAUUAAAGAGGAAACAACACAAGUAUCAACAGCUACUCAUGCCACUGGUGUGUCCACAACUGCAGGACCAUCAACAACAAAACCAACAACAGCUACACAAACCACUGGUGUGUCCACAACUGCAGGACCAUCAACAGGAACGGCACAAUCAACAACACAACCAAUAAAAGAGGAAACAACACAAGUAUCAACAACUACUCAUGCCACUGGUGUGUCCACAACUGCAGGACCAUCAACAACAAAACCAACAACAGCUACACAAACCACUGGUGUGUCCACAACUGCAGGACCAUCAACAGGAACAGCACAAUCAACAACACAACCAAUAAAAGAGGAAACAACACAAGUAUCAACAGCUACUCAUGCCACUGGUGUGUCCACAACUGCAGGACCAUCAACAACACAACCUACAACAGCUACACAAACAACUGGUGUGUCCACAACUGCAGGAACAUCAACAGGAACAGCACAUUCAACAACACAACCAAUAAAAGAGGAAACAACACAAGUAUCAACAGCUACUCAUGCCACUGGUGUGUCCACAACUGCAGGACCAUCAACAACACAACCUACAACAGCUACACAUACCACGGGUGUGUCCACAACUGCAGGACCAUCAACAGGAACAGCACAAUCAACAACACAACCAAUAAAAGAGGAAACAACACAAGUAUCAACAGCUACUCAUGCCACUGGUGUGUCCACAACUACAGGAGCAUCAACAACACAACCUACAACAGCUACACAUACCACGGGUGUGUCCACAACUGCAGGACCAUCAACAGGAACAGCACAAUCAACAACACCAUCAACAGGAACAGCACAAUCAACAACACAACCAAUAAAAGAAGAAACAACACAAGUAUCAACAGCUACUCAUGCCACUGGUGUGUCCACAACUGCAGGACCAUCAACAACAAAACCAACAACAGCUACACAAACCACUGGUGUGUCCACAACUGCAGGACCAUCAACAGGAACGGCACAAUCAACAACACAACCAAUAAAAGAGGAAACAACACAAGUAUCAACAGCUACUCAUGCCACUGGUGUGUCCACAACUGCAGGACCAUCAACAACAAAACCAACAACAGCUACACAAACCACUGGUGUGUCCACAACUGCAGGACCAUCAACAGGAACAGCACAGUCAACAACACAACCAAUAAAAGAGGAAACAACACAAGUAUCAACAGCUACUCAUGCCACUGGUGUGUCCACAACUGCAGGACCAUCAACAACACAACCUACAACAGCUACACAAACAACUGGUGUGUCCACAACUACAGGACCAUCAACAGGAACAGCACAUUCAACAACACAACCAAUAAAAGAGGAAACAACACAAGUAUCAACAGCUACUCAUGCCACUGGUGUGUCCACAACUGCAGGACCAUCAACAACACAACCUACAACAGCUACACAAACAACUGGUGUGUCCACAACUACAGGACCAUCAACAGGAACAGCACAUUCAACAACACAACCAAUAAAAGAGGAAACAACACAAGUAUCAACAGCUACUCAUGCCACUGGUGUGUCCACAACUGCAGGACCAUCAACAACACAACCUACAACAGCUACACAAACCACUGGUGUGUCCACAACUGCAGGACCAUCAACAGGAACAGCACAAUCAACAACACAACCAAUAAAAGAGGAAACAACACAAGUAUCAACAGCUACUCAUGCCACUGGGGUGUCCACAACUAAAGGACCAUCAACAACACAACCAACAACAGCUACACAAACAACUGGUGUGUCCACAACUGCAGGACCAUCAACAGGAACAACAAAACCAAUAAAAGAGGAAACAACACAAGUAUCAACAGCUACUCAUGCCACUGGUGUGUCCACAACUGCAGGACUAUCAACAACACAACCUACAACAGCUACACAAACCACUGCUGUGUCCACAACUGCAGGACCAUCAACAGGAACGGCACAAUCAACAACACAACCAAUAAAAGAGGAAACAACACAAGUAUCAACAGCUACUCAUGCCACUGGGGUGUCCACAACUAAAGGACCAUCAACAACACAACCAACAACAGCUACUCACACCACUGGUGUGUCCACAACUGCAGGACCAUCAACAGGAACGGCACAAUCAACAACACAACCAAUAAAAGAGGAAACAACACAAGUAUCAACAGCUACUCAUGCUACUGGGGUGUCCACAACUAAAGGACCAUCAACAACACAACCAACAACAGCUACACAAACCACUGGUGUGUCCACAACUGCAGGACCAUCAACAGGAACAGCACAAUCAACAACACAACCAAUAAAAGAGGAAACAACACAAGUAUCAACAGCUACUCAUGCCACUGGUGUGUCCACAACUAAAGGACCAUCAACAACACAACCAACAACAGCUACACAAACCACUGGUGUGUCCACAACUGCAGGAGCAUCAACAGGAACGGCACAAUCAACAACAAAACCAAUAAAAGAGGAAACAACACAAGUAUCAACAGCUACUCAUGCCACUGGUGUGUCCACAACUAAAGGACCAUCAACAACACAACCAACAACAGCUACACAAACCACUGGUGUGUCCACAACUGCAGGAGCAUCAACAGGAACGGCACAAUCAACAACAAAACCAAUAAAAGAGGAAACAACACAAGUAUCAACAGCUACUCAUGCCACUGAGGUGUCCACAACUAAAGGACCAUCAACAACACAACCAACAACAGCUACACAAACCACUGGUGUGUCCACAACUGCAGGACCAUCAACAGGAACGGCACAAUCAACAACACAACCAAUAAAAGAGGAAACAACACAAGUAUCAACAGCUACUCAUGCCACUGGGGUGUCCACAACUAAAGGACCAUCAACAACACAACCAACAACAGCUACACAAACCACUGGUGUGUCCACAACUGCAGGACCAUCAACAGGAACAGCACAAUCAACAACACAACCAAUAAAAGAGGAAACAACACAAGUAUCAACAGCUACUCAUGCCACUGGUGUGUCCACAACUAAAGGACCAUCAACAACACAACCAACAACAGCUACACAAACCACUGGUGUGUCCACAACUGCAGGAGCAUCAACAGGAACGGCACAAUCAACAACAAAACCAAUAAAAGAGGAAACAACACAAGUAUCAACAGCUACUCAUGCCACUGGUGUGUCCACAACUAAAGGACCAUCAACAACACAACCAACAACAGCUACACAAACCACUGGUGUGUCCACAACUGCAGGAGCAUCAACAGGAACGGCACAAUCAACAACAAAACCAAUAAAAGAGGAAACAACACAAGUAUCAACAGCUACUCAUGCCACUGAGGUGUCCACAACUAAAGGACCAUCAACAACACAACCAACAACAGCUACACAAACCACUGGUGUGUCCACAACUGCAGGACCAUCAACAGGAACAGUACAAUCAACAACACAACCAAUAAAAGAGGAAACAACACAAGUAUCAACAGCUACUCAUGCCACUGGGGUGUCCACAACUAAAGGACCAUCAACAACACAACCAACAACAGCUACACAAACCACUGGUGUGUCCACAACUGCAAGACCAUCAACAGGAACAGCACAAUCAACAACACAACCAAUUAAAGAGGAAACAACACAAGUAUCAACAACUACUCAUGCCACUGGGGUGUCCACAACUGCAGGACCAUCAACAACACAACCAACAACAGCUACACAAACCACUGGUGUGUCCACAACUGCAGGAGCAUCAACAGGAACGGAACAAUCAACAACACAACCAAUAAAAGAGGAAACAACACAAGUAUCAACAGCUACUCAUGCCACUGAGGUGUCCACAACUAAAGGACCAUCAACAACACAACCAACAACAGCUACACAAACCACUGGUGUGUCCACAACUGCAGGACCAUCAACAGGAACAGUACAAUCAACAACACAACCAAUAAAAGAGGAAACAACACAAGUAUCAACAGCUACUCAUGCCACUGGGGUGUCCACAACUGCAGGACCAUCAACAACACAACCAACAACAGCUACACAAACCACUGGUGUGUCCACAACUGCAAGACCAUCAACAGGAACAGCACAAUCAACAACACAACCAAUUAAAGAGGAAACAACACAAGUAUCAACAGCUACUCAUGCCACUGGGGUGUCCACAACUGCAGGACCAUCAACAACACAACCAACAACAGCUACACAAACCACUGGUGUGUCCACAACUGCAGGACCAUCAACAGGAACAGUACAAUCAACAACACAACCAAUAAAAGAGGAAACAACACAAGUAUCAACAGCUACUCAUGCCACUGGGGUGUCCACAACUAAAGGACCAUCAACAACACAACCUACAACUGCUACUCAUACCACUGGUGUGUCCACAACUGCAGGACCAUCAACAGGAACGGCACAAUCAACAACACAACCAAUAAAAGAGGAAACAACACAAGUAUCAACAGCUACUCAUGCCACUGAGGUGUCCACAACUAAAGGACCAUCAACAACACAACCAACAACAGCUACACAAACCACUGGUGUGUCCACAACUGCAGGAGCAUCAACAGGAACGGCACAAUCAACAACAAAACCAAUAAAAGAGGAAACAACACAAGUAUCAACAGCUACUCAUGCCACUGGGGUGUCCACAACUGCAGGACCAUCAACAACACAACCAACAACAGCUACACAAACCACUGGUGUGUCCACAACUGCAGGAGCAUCAACAGGAACGGCACAAUCAACAACACAACCAAUAAAAGAGGAAACAACACAAGUAUCAACAGCUACUCAUGCCACUGAGGUGUCCACAACUAAAGGACCAUCAACAACACAACCAACAACAGCUACACAAACCACUGGUGUGUCCACAACUGCAGGACCAUCAACAGGAACAGUACAAUCAACAACACAACCAAUAAAAGAGGAAACAACACAAGUAUCAACAGCUACUCAUGCCACUGGGGUGUCCACAACUGCAGGACCAUCAACAACACAACCAACAACAGCUACACAAACCACUGGUGUGUCCACAACUGCAAGACCAUCAACAGGAACAGCACAAUCAACAACACAACCAAUUAAAGAGGAAACAACACAAGUAUCAACAGCUACUCAUGCCACUGGGGUGUCCACAACUGCAGGACCAUCAACAACACAACCAACAACAGCUACACAAACCACUGGUGUGUCCACAACUGCAGGAGCAUCAACAGGAACGGCACAAUCAACAACAAAACCAAUAAAAGAGGAAACAACACAAGUAUCAACAGCUACUCAUGCCACUGGUGUGUCCACAACUAAAGGACCAUCAACAACACAACCAACAACAGCUACACAAACCACUGGUGUGUCCACAACUGCAGGACCAUCAACAGGAACAGUACAAUCAACAACACAACCAAUAAAAGAGGAAACAACACAAGUAUCAACAGCUACUCAUGCCACUGGGGUGUCCACAACUGCAGGACCAUCAACAACACAACCAACAACAGCUACACAAACCACUGGUGUGUCCACAACUGCAAGACCAUCAACAGGAACAGCACAAUCAACAACACAACCAAUUAAAGAGGAAACAACACAAGUAUCAACAGCUACUCAUGCCACUGGGGUGUCCACAACUGCAGGACCAUCAACAACACAACCAACAACAGCUACACAAACCACUGGUGUGUCCACAACUGCAGGACCAUCAACAGGAACAGUACAAUCAACAACACAACCAAUAAAAGAGGAAACAACACAAGUAUCAACAGCUACUCAUGCCACUGGGGUGUCCACAACUAAAGGACCAUCAACAACACAACCUACAACAGCUACACAAACCACUGGUGUGUCCACAACUGCAGGACCAUCAACAGGAACGGCACAAUCAACAACACAACCAAUAAAAGAGGAAACAACACAAGUAUCAACAGCUACUCAUGCCACUGGGGUGUCCACAACUAAAGGACCAUCAACAACACAACCAACAACAGCUACACAAACCACUGGUGUGUCCACAACUGCAGGAGCAUCAACAGGAACGGCACAAUCAACAACAAAACCAAUAAAAGAGGAAACAACACAAGUAUCAACAGCUACUCAUGCCACUGGGGUGUCCACAACUAAAGGACCAUCAACAACACAACCAACAACAGCUACACAAACCACUGGUGUGUCCACAACUGCAGGAGCAUCAACAGGAACGGCACAAUCAACAACACAACCAAUAAAAGAGGAAACAACACAAGUAUCAACAGCUACUCAUGCCACUGAGGUGUCCACAACUAAAGGACCAUCAACAACACAACCAACAACAGCUACACAAACCACUGGUGUGUCCACAACUGCAGGACCAUCAACAGGAACAGUACAAUCAACAACACAACCAAUAAAAGAGGAAACAACACAAGUAUCAACAGCUACUCAUGCCACUGGGGUGUCCACAACUGCAGGACCAUCAACAACACAACCAACAACAGCUACACAAACCACUGGUGUGUCCACAACUGCAGGACCAUCAACAGGAACGGCACAAUCAACAACACAACCAAUAAAAGAGGAAACAACACAAGUAUCAACAGCUACUCAUGCCACUGAGGUGUCCACAACUAAAGGACCAUCAACAACACAACCAACAACAGCUACACAAACCACUGGUGUGUCCACAACUGCAGGACCAUCAACAGGAACAGUACAAUCAACAACACAACCAAUAAAAGAGGAAACAACACAAGUAUCAACAGCUACUCAUGCCACUGGGGUGUCCACAACUAAAGGACCAUCAACAACACAACCAACAACAGCUACACAAACCACUGGUGUGUCCACAACUGCAGGACCAUCAACAGGAACAGCACAAUCAACAACACAACCAAUAAAAGAGGAAACAACACAAGUAUCAACAGCUACUCAUGCCACUGGGGUGUCCACAACUGCAGGACCAUCAACAACACAACCAACAACAGCUACACAAACCACUGGUGUGUCCACAACUGCAGGACCAUCAACAGGAACGGCACAAUCAACAACACAACCAAUAAAAGAGGAAACAACACAAGUAUCAACAGCUACUCAUGCCACUGGGGUGUCCACAACUAAAGGACCAUCAACAACACAACCAACAACAGCUACACAAACCACUGGUGUGUCCACAACUGCAGGAGCAUCAACAGGAACGGCACAAUCAACAACACAACCAAUAAAAGAGGAAACAACACAAGUAUCAACAGCUACUCAUGCCACUGAGGUGUCCACAACUAAAGGACCAUCAACAACACAACCAACAACAGCUACACAAACCACUGGUGUGUCCACAACUGCAGGACCAUCAACAGGAACAGUACAAUCAACAACACAACCAAUAAAAGAGGAAACAACACAAGUAUCAACAGCUACUCAUGCCACUGGGGUGUCCACAACUAAAGGACCAUCAACAACACAACCAACAACAGCUACACAAACCACUGGUGUGUCCACAACUGCAGGACCAUCAACAGGAACAGCACAAUCAACAACACAACCAAUUAAAGAGGAAACAACACAAGUAUCAACAGCUACUCAUGCCACUGGGGUGUCCACAACUGCAGGACCAUCAACAACACAACCAACAACAGCUACACAAACCACUGGUGUGUCCACAACUGCAGGACCAUCAACAGGAACAGUACAAUCAACAACACAACCAAUAAAAGAGGAAACAACACAAGUAUCAACAGCUACUCAUGCCACUGGGGUGUCCACAACUGAAGGACCAUCAACAACACAACCAACAACAGCUACACAAACCACUGGUGUGUCCACAACUGCAGGACCAUCAACAGGAACGGCACAAUCAACAACACAACCAAUAAAAGAGGAAACAACACAAGUAUCAACAGCUACUCAUGCCACUGGGGUGUCCACAACUAAAGGACCAUCAACAACACAACCAACAACAGCUACACAAACCACUGGUGUGUCCACAACUGCAGGAGCAUCAACAGGAACGGCACAAUCAACAACACAACCAAUAAAAGAGGAAACAACACAAGUAUCAACAGCUACUCAUGCCACUGAGGUGUCCACAACUAAAGGACCAUCAACAACACAACCAACAACAGCUACACAAACCACUGGUGUGUCCACAACUGCAGGACCAUCAACAGGAACAGUACAAUCAACAACACAACCAAUAAAAGAGGAAACAACACAAGUAUCAACAGCUACUCAUGCCACUGGGGUGUCCACAACUAAAGGACCAUCAACAACACAACCAACAACAGCUACACAAACCACUGGUGUGUCCACAACUGCAAGACCAUCAACAGGAACAGCACAAUCAACAACACAACCAAUUAAAGAGGAAACAACACAAGUAUCAACAGCUACUCAUGCCACUGGGGUGUCCACAACUGCAGGAUUAUCAACAACACAACCAACAACAGCUACACAAACCACUGGUGUGUCCACAACUGCAGGACCAUCAACAGGAACAGUACAAUCAACAACACAACCAAUAAAAGAGGAAACAACACAAGUAUCAACAGCUACUCAUGCCACUGGGGUGUCCACAACUAAAGGACCAUCAACAACACAACCUACAACAGCUACAAAAACCACUGGUGUGCCCACAACUGCAGGACCAUCAACAGGAACAGCACAAUCAACAACACAACCAAUAAAAGAGGAAACAACACAAGUAUCAACAGCUACUCAUGCCACUGGGGUGUCCACAACUAAAGGACCAUCAACAACACAACCAACAACUGCUACUCAUACCACUGGUGUGUCCACAACUGCAGGAGCAUCAACAGGAACGGCACAAUCAACAACACAACCAAUAAAAGAGGAAACAACACAAGUAUCAACAGCUACUCAUGCCACUGGGGUGUCCACAACUAAAGGACCAUCAACAACACAACCAACAACAGCUACACAAACCACUGGUGUGUCCACAACUGCAGGACCAUCAACAGGAACGGCACAAUCAACAACACAACCAAUAAAAGAGGAAACAACACAAGUAUCAACAGCUACUCAUGCCACUGGGGUGUCCACAACUAAAGGACCAUCAACAACACAACCAACAACAGCUACACAAACCACUGGUGUGUCCACAACUGCAGGAGCAUCAACAGGAACGGCACAAUCAACAACACAACCAAUAAAAGAGGAAACAACACAAGUAUCAACAGCUACUCAUGCCACUGGUGUGUCCACAACUAAAGGACCAUCAACAACACAACCAACAACAGCUACACAAACCACUGGUGUGUCCACAACUGCAGGAACAUCAACAGGAACAGCACAAUCAACAACACAACCAAUAAAAGAGGAAACAACACAAGUAUCAACAGCUACUCAUGCCACUGAGGUGUCCACAACUAAAGGACCAUCAACAACACAACCAACAACAGCUACUCACACCACUGGUGUGUCCACAACUGCAGGACCAUCAACAGGAACGGCACAAUCAACAACAAAACCAAUAAAAGAGGAAACAACACAAGUAUCAACAGCUACUCAUGCCACUGGUGUGUCCACAACUAAAGGACCAUCAACAACACAACCAACAACAGCUACACAAACCACUGGUGUGUCCACAACUGCAGGAACAUCAACAGGAACAGCACAAUCAACAACACAACCAAUAAAAGAGGAAACAACACAAGUAUCAACAGCUACUCAUGCCACUGGGGUGUCCACAACUAAAGGACCAUCAACAACACAACCAACAACAGCUACACAAACCACUGGUGUGUCCACAACUGCAGGAGCAUCAACAGGAACGGCACAAUCAACAACACAACCAAUAAAAGAGGAAACAACACAAGUAUCAACAGCUACUCAUGCCACUGGUGUGUCCACAACUGCAGGACCAUCAACAACACAACCAACAACAGCUACACAAACCACUGGUGUGUCCACAACUGCAGGACCAUCAACAGGAACAGCACAAUCAACAACACAACCAAUAAAAGAGGAAACAACACAAGUAUCAACAGCUACUCAUGCCACUGGGGUGUCCACAACUAAAGGACCAUCAACAACACAACCAACAACAGCUACACAAACCACUGGUGUGUCCACAACUGCAGGACCAUCAACAGGAACAGCACAAUCAACAACACAACCAAUAAAAGAGGAAACAACACAAGUAUCAACAGCUACUCAUGCCACUGGGGUGUCCACAACUAAAGGACCAUCAACAACACAACCAACAACAGCUACACAAACCACUGGUGUGUCCACAACUGCAGGAGCAUCAACAGGAACGGCACAAUCAACAACAAAACCAAUUAAAGAGGAAACAACACAAGUAUCAACAGCUACUCAUGCCACUGGUGUGUCCACAACUGCAGGACCAUCAACAACACAACCAACAACAGCUACACAAACCACUGGUGUGUCCACAACUGCAGGACCAUCAACAGGAACAGUACAAUCAACAACACAACCAAUAAAAGAGGAAACAACACAAGUAUCAACAGCUACUCAUGCCACUGAGGUGUCCACAACUAAAGGACCAUCAACAACACAACCAACAACAGCUACACAAACCACUGGUGUGUCCACAACUGCAGGACCAUCAACAGGAACAGUACAAUCAACAACACAACCAAUAAAAGAGGAAACAACACAAGUAUCAACAGCUACUCAUGCCACUGGGGUGUCCACAACUAAAGGACCAUCAACAACACAACCAACAACAGCUACACAAACCACUGGUGUGUCCACAACUGCAAGACCAUCAACAGGAACAGCACAAUCAACAACACAACCAAUUAAAGAGGAAACAACACAAGUAUCAACAGCUACUCAUGCCACUGGGGUGUCCACAACUGCAGGACCAUCAACAACACAACCAACAACAGCUACACAAACCACUGGUGUGUCCACAACUGCAGGACCAUCAACAGGAACGGCACAAUCAACAACACAACCAAUAAAAGAGGAAACAACACAAGUAUCAACAGCUACUCAUGCCACUGGGGUGUCCACAACUAAAGGACCAUCAACAACACAACCAACAACAGCUACACAAACCACUGGUGUGUCCACAACUGCAGGACCAUCAACAGGAACGGCACAAUCAACAACACAACCAAUAAAAGAGGAAACAACACAAGUAUCAACAGCUACUCAUGCCACUGGGGUGUCCACAACUAAAGGACCAUCAACAACACAACCAACAACAGCUACACAAACCACUGGUGUGUCCACAACUGCAGGAGCAUCAACAGGAACGGCACAAUCAACAACAAAACCAAUAAAAGAGGAAACAACACAAGUAUCAACAGCUACUCAUGCCACUGGUGUGUCCACAACUAAAGGACCAUCAACAACACAACCAACAACAGCUACACAAACCACUGGUGUGUCCACAACUGCAGGAACAUCAACAGGAACAGCACAAUCAACAACACAACCAAUAAAAGAGGAAACAACACAAGUAUCAACAGCUACUCAUGCCACUGAGGUGUCCACAACUAAAGGACCAUCAACAACACAACCAACAACAGCUACACAAACCACUGGUGUGUCCACAACUGCAGGACCAUCAACAGGAACGGCACAAUCAACAACAAAACCAAUAAAAGAGGAAACAACACAAGUAUCAACAGCUACUCAUGCCACUGGUGUGUCCACAACUGCAGGACCAUCAACAACACAACCAACAACAGCUACACAAACCACUGGUGUGUCCACAACUGCAGGAACAUCAACAGGAACAGCACAAUCAACAACACAACCAAUAAAAGAGGAAACAACACAAGUAUCAACAGCUACUCAUGCCACUGGGGUGUCCACAACUAAAGGACCAUCAACAACACAACCAACAACAGCUACACAAACCACUGGUGUGUCCACAACUGCAGGAGCAUCAACAGGAACGGCACAAUCAACAACAAAACCAAUAAAAGAGGAAACAACACAAGUAUCAACAGCUACUCAUGCCACUGGUGUGUCCACAACUGCAGGACCAUCAACAACACAACCAACAACAGCUACACAAACCACUGGUGUGUCCACAACUGCAGGACCAUCAACAGGAACGGCACAAUCAACAACACAACCAAUAAAAGAGGAAACAACACAAGUAUCAACAGCUACUCAUGCCACUGGGGUGUCCACAACUAAAGGACCAUCAACAACACAACCAACAACAGCUACACAAACCACUGGUGUGUCCACAACUGCAGGACCAUCAACAGGAACAGCACAAUCAACAACACAACCAAUAAAAGAGGAAACAACACAAGUAUCAACAGCUACUCAUGCCACUGGGGUGUCCACAACUAAAGGACCAUCAACAACACAACCAACAACAGCUACACAAACCACUGGUGUGUCCACAACUGCAGGAGCAUCAACAGGAACGGCACAAUCAACAACAAAACCAAUAAAAGAGGAAACAACACAAGUAUCAACAGCUACUCAUGCCACUGGUGUGUCCACAACUGCAGGACCAUCAACAACACAACCAACAACAGCUACACAAACCACUGGUGUGUCCACAACUGCAGGACCAUCAACAGGAACAGUACAAUCAACAACACAACCAAUAAAAGAGGAAACAACACAAGUAUCAACAGCUACUCAUGCCACUGAGGUGUCCACAACUAAAGGACCAUCAACAACACAACCAACAACAGCUACACAAACCACUGGUGUGUCCACAACUGCAGGACCAUCAACAGGAACAGUACAAUCAACAACACAACCAAUAAAAGAGGAAACAACACAAGUAUCAACAGCUACUCAUGCCACUGGGGUGUCCACAACUAAAGGACCAUCAACAACACAACCAACAACAGCUACACAAACCACUGGUGUGUCCACAACUGCAAGACCAUCAACAGGAACAGCACAAUCAACAACACAACCAAUUAAAGAGGAAACAACACAAGUAUCAACAGCUACUCAUGCCACUGGGGUGUCCACAACUGCAGGACCAUCAACAACACAACCAACAACAGCUACACAAACCACUGGUGUGUCCACAACUGCAGGACCAUCAACAGGAACAGUACAAUCAACAACACAACCAAUAAAAGAGGAAACAACGCAAGUAUCAACAGCUACUCAUGCCACUGGGGUGUCCACAACUAAAGGACCAUCAACAACACAACCAACAACAGCUACACAAACCACUGGUGUGUCCACAACUGCAGGACCAUCAACAGGAACAGCACAAUCAACAACACAACCAAUAAAAGAAGAAACAACACAAGUAUCAACAGCUACUCAUGCCACUGGGGUGUCCACAACUGCAGGACCAUCAACAACACAACCAACAACAGCUACACAAACCACUGGUGUGUCCACAACUGCAGGACCAUCAACAGGAACAGCACAAUCAACAACACAACCAAUAAAAGAGGAAACAACACAAGUAUCAACAGCUACUCAUGCCACUGGUGUGUCCACAACUAAAGGACCAUCAACAACACAACCAACAACAGCUACACAAACCACUGGUGUGUCCACAACUGCAGGACCAUCAACAGGAACAGCACAAUCAACAACACAACCAAUAAAAGAGGAAACAACACAAGUAUCAACAGCUACUCAUGCCACUGGUGUGUCCACAACUGCAGGACCAUCAACAACACAACCAACAACAGCUACACAAACCACUGGUGUGUCCACAACUGCAGGACCAUCAACAGGAACAGUACAAUCAACAACACAACCAAUAAAAGAGGAAACAACACAAGUAUCAACAGCUACUCAUGCCACUGGGGUGUCCACAACUAAAGGACCAUCGACAACACAACCAACAACAGCUACACAAACAACUGGUGUGUCCACAACUGCAGGACUAUCAACAGGAACAACACAACCAACAACAGCUACACAAACCACUGGUGUGUCCACAACUGCAGGACCAUCAACAGGAACAGUACAAUCAACAACACAACCAAUAAAAGAGGAAACAACACAAGUAUCAACAGCUACUCGUGCCACUGGUGUGUCCACAACUGCAGGACCAUCAACAACACAACCUACAACAGCUACACAAACCACUGGUGUGUCCACAACUGCAGGACCAACAACAGGAACAGCACAAUCAACAACACAACCAUUAACAGAGAUAACAACACAACCAACAACACAACCAUCAACAGCUACACAAACCGCUGGUGUGUCCACAUCUACAGGACCUUCAACUGGAACAACACAAUCAACAACACAAUCAUUUACAGUGGAAACAAUGCAAUCAACAACACAAACAGUGUUCACAGAAUCAACUGAACAAAUAUCUCAUACCACUUUACCCCAAGAACAAAUUACAACAAGUUGUUACUGCACAUUCGCAAAUGAAACAUUCCCUCCAGGGUCUAUGAUAUACAACCAAACUGAUAAAGCAGACUGGUGCUACACUGCUUACUGCAACUCAAGUUGUCUUGUUGAGAUAACGAAGAACCCGUGUUAUAAAACCACUACAGUUCCUGUUUCAACAGUUGCAAAUGAUUGUAAUGAUGUCAACCGAAAGAAUGGAGAAUCAUGGACUGAAGAAUGUAUAACGAAAACAUGCACAGAAGGGACGGUGACCUCCACCCCUGUGCAGUGUGACACAAAUGAUGCCGUGGUACCUACAUGUGCUAAUGGACUUACACCUGAGAAAGUCUAUUACAACAAUGGCUGCUGCUCUAAAUAUGAAUGCCAAUGUAAAUGCAGUGGCUGGGGUGACCCUCACUACAAAACAUUUGACGGAACAUAUUAUGCUUUCCAAGGAAACUGUUCAUACGUGUUGGUCAAAGAAAUUGUUCCUAAAUAUGACAUCAAUGUCCACGUUAAAAACUAUUACUGUAACACUGCAAAAAAUUUUGCUUGCCCCGAGUAUGUGAUUGUAAACUACAAAUCCUAUAAUAUCAAGAUAACAAGCUACAGCGAGGAUAUUCAGGUCUAUGUCAAUAAUGAUGUGAAGAUCCCAACAUACAGUAAUGAAGACUUCUCCAUCACCACGUCUGGAAUGGCUGUGACUUUGAGCAUCCCUGAAAUUAAAGCAGAAAUUUUAGUUAAUCAUCAUGGUUUUGAGGUCAAACUUCCAUUCUCUGAAUUCAGUGGUAAUACAGAAGGACAGUGUGGGGUCUGUGACAACAACCCUAAAAAUGACUGCAGACGUCCCGAUGGACAAACGGACGAAUCAUGUGGGAAUAUGGCACAACUGUGGGCAGACAGCCCAGAUUGUCAAACCUCUCCACAACCACCAUCUAAAGGCUCCAGCUGCAAUGCACAAAACUGUGAACUCAUCAAAAGCGAUUUGUUCAAGAGUUGCCAUGCAGUGGUGCCCUAUCAAAGCUACUAUGACGCAUGUAAAUAUGACAUAUGCAACAAGAAAAGUGAAUCUAUGGCCUGUACCAGUCUGGAGGCUUAUGCACGAACGUGUGGUGAGGCAUCUAUCUGUAUUGACUGGAGAAACUCAACUGAACCUAAAGGACUCUGUGACUACAAGUGUGCCGAUCAUAAAGUCUACAAGGCAUGUGGACCAAAGGUGGAAAAAACCUGCAGUACAAGAUACAACGAAAUGUUUGUGCACAAUGAAUGCGAAGAUCCAAAGUAUAUGGAAGGCUGUUUCUGUCCAGAUAACACAUAUCUACUUAGUUCAACAUCAGAUCAAUGUACAGCUAACUGCGAUUGCAUUGGCCCCGAUGGAUUAUCUAGACAGCCUGGGGAUUCAUGGACCAUCAACUGUACAACAUAUAGGUGUUCCAGGGAAAGGUUUGGUGUUGUGCAAGAGCCUGUUAAGUGUCCAAAAAUAAAGCCCUGUGGUGAACAAUACAAAACAACUAUAACAAACUGCUGUCCAACAUGUGAAUGCAAUAUGGAGCUGUGUCUUAUGAAGAAAUGUGACAUUGGAUACGAGUUGGCAAGCACUAAAUCUGAGGAUGGCUGCUGUCCAGCCUGUGUGCCCAAAAAUGUCUGUGUUUACAAUGACAAUGAGUACAAGCCUGGUGUUAAAAUCCCAACAGAUUCAUGCAAUCAUUGCACAUGUGGAAUGGAAAAGAACCCAAAGACUAACUUACAUAUUAUGGAAUGUUCUCCAGUAAAAUGUGAACCCUGUGGAGAGGGCUUUGAAGAGGUAAAGGUUGAAGGAGAGUGUUGUGCAAAAUGUAAGCCAACAGGAUGUUUGUAUAAAAACGCAAACAACAUCUCACAAAUUCUCAAGGUUGGAGAAAUACACAGUUCUAAAUGCGAGGGGGUGGUCUGCCGUGAGGUUGAUGGAGAGUAUUUGAUUGAAAAGUCAAUAAUGAAUUGCCCGGCCUUUAAUCCAGCUGAUUGUGUGCCGGGGACUGAGAGAAUGGAUGCAAAUGGAUGCUGCAAAAUCUGUGAUCGUAAAGACUGUGCAGUGGUAAGAACUACAGAGAGAGUGAGCGCAAACGACUGCAUAUCCAUCGAUCCUAUAGAAAUUACGUCCUGCAGUGGCCAAUGUGGUACCAAGUCAAUGUAUUCAAUGGAGCAACACUCAAUAAUGCACGUCUGUUCUUGUUGCCGGGAGACGAAAACUAGCAUAAAAGAAGUGAAGCUGAAGUGUCCCAAUAACAAAGUGAUCUCGCACCAAUAUAUCCACAUUGACAGCUGUGAAUGCACUUCAACCAAGUGUGGGGAAUGAUGACCGGAUAACAGAUUAUUUCUCUAUCAGACCUUGUUUUGAUAAUUUCAGAUUUGAACAUGACUCUGUUACAAUUUUUAAAAAUUAUUUGCAAAUUUAAAGAUAACGGUUAAAUAUUUUCUAAGUAUAGCCUAAACUGUACUCUCUUACUCUUUUAACAUAUCUUAACUUACUUAAUUUACUUAUUUUUUCUUUCUACCUGUUUGAUUCUUCUGUAAUGUUUAAUGAAAUUAUGUAUAAUUAAUUUGAAUGAAGGUGAAUGUUAAACUCAAUAAAUUAAGCAGCAAUUGA
Molecule: messenger RNA, 22371 nt
Organism: Misgurnus anguillicaudatus (oriental weatherfish)
Lineage: Eukaryota; Metazoa; Chordata; Actinopteri; Cypriniformes; Cobitidae
Source: RefSeq, a predicted model, not a curated record